Erigeron canadensis is the source of this 1792-nucleotide messenger RNA. Its product is annotated as UDP-glycosyltransferase 83A1-like. Lineage: Eukaryota; Viridiplantae; Streptophyta; Magnoliopsida; Asterales; Asteraceae. The record is from RefSeq and is a predicted model, not a curated record. The transcript is spliced from 2 exons. Gene Ontology annotation, molecular function: UDP-glycosyltransferase activity. The coding region runs from base 227 to 1618 and encodes 463 amino acids.
CAUGAUCUUGUCAAGCAAUAUCGAUUUUGAAAUGAUAACAAUUCCUUUUUAUUCUCCCCUGUUAAAUGAAAGAACUGCCUAAAUAAGAAUACUUUUUUGGAAUCCAAACUUCCUUGUUCUUUCUAAGUCUUCGUCUAGCAUAGAAGAACGCAAGUGUUGCAAAAACGGGUCUUUCACCGCAUAAAUUAAGACAUAGAAGCUCACUUCAAAAACUCUAUAACAAAUCAUGGGAAAAUCUCAUGUUCUCAUCAUACCAUAUCCCGCACAAGGUCACGUAAUGCCUAUGAUAGAGCUUGCUCGAUAUUUAGUCCAACAAGGUGUCAAAGUUACAUUUGUAAACACAGAGGUCACUCAAAAGGCUGUCACAAGCAAUUGGCAAAAUACAGAUGGUUUCGACGAUCUAAUGAUGGUCUCAAUCCCUGAUGGGUUAGAACCAUGGGAAGAUAGGACUGAUCUUUGUAAGUUGACUAUAUCUAUAUUAGAAACCAUGCCAGGCAAGCUGGAAGAACUUAUAGAGAAGAUUAACAAAGAAGACAGCAAUAAACUGAACUGUGUUAUUGCUGAUGGUGGCAUGGGAUGGGCUAUAAAAGUCUCGAAAAAGAUGGGAAUCAUAAGUGCAUUAUUCCAGCCUGCCUCAGCUGCUUCAUUGGUACCUGCACUUUGUGCUCAGAGACUGAUUGAGGAGGGAUUCAUAAGCAAUAAUGGCAUACCUCUAAAGAAUGAGACGAUUCAACUGUCAGAAACCAUGCCGCCUAUAAAACCUCAGAACCUCCCAUGGGCAUGCUUUAAAGACUCGGCUACCAUAGAAGCCAUUUUCAAAGUUGUAUCGGAAGUUAUAGAAGUUUCAAAAAUGACGGAGUGGUAUAUAUGCAACUCAACCAUCGAGCUGGAGCCUGCCGCAUUUAGCAUGUUCCCACAACUGAUGCCGAUUGGCCCUCUGCUGGCAAGCAACCGGCUUGCUGACCAGGAAGGUCACUUCUGGCAAGAGGAUCCAACCUGCUUAACAUGGCUCGAUCAACAACCAGAAUGCUCAGUCAUUUAUAUUGCGUUUGGGAGUUUCACUAUUCUGAAUCAAACUCAGUUUGAAGAAUUGACACUUGGUCUUGAGCUUAGCAACAGACCUUUCUUGUGGGUUCUACGACCCGGUAUGACCAAGGAGACUUACCCAGAUGGAUUUAUGGAACGAGUAAAGUCUCGUGGAAAGAUUGUGAGUUGGGCCCCACAACAGAAGGUUUUAGCUCAUCCUUCUGUAGCUUGUUUCAUGAGUCAUUGUGGUUGGAACUCUACUAUAGAAGGUGUGACAAAUGGACUCCCAUUUUUGUGUUGGCCAUACUUUGCUGAUCAAAUUCAAAACGAGACAUAUAUAUGUGAUAUUUGGAAGACUGGACUCGGGUUUAACAAAGAUGAAUCGGCUAUCAUCACUCGAGAUGAAAUAAAAAGUAAGGUGGACAAGCUGCUUAGUGACAAAAUGUUCAGAUCCAAUGCCCUGGAUAUCAAAGAAAAGGUUACAAAUAGUAUUAAGAAAGGUGGAUGCUCAAACACAAAUCUUACCAAUUUUACAGAAUGGAUACAAAAGGAAGCCACACACGAUUCCACGGAUCAACCAGACUCCAUGUGAUCUGCUGCAAAUUAUUUCCUUUUCUCCCAUAUGUCGUUCUGCACGUUCUGUAUCUGCAGCUUUAAUUUAUUAUACAUUCAGUUCACCUUAGAAAUCAUAAAGAUUUAUUAUUUGGAAGUUUAAUUCCAGUAAAUACUUUGGAACUAUGAACAUUAACGGAAUAUUUUGAACUUA